Molecule: messenger RNA, 2221 nt
Organism: Anarrhichthys ocellatus (wolf-eel)
Lineage: Eukaryota; Metazoa; Chordata; Actinopteri; Perciformes; Anarhichadidae
Gene: prg4a
Product: proteoglycan 4a
Exons: 13
Coding region: 6-1481 (491 amino acids)
Biological process (GO): immune response
Molecular function (GO): scavenger receptor activity; polysaccharide binding
Source: RefSeq, a predicted model, not a curated record
UGAAGAUGAUGAGGAUGAUGUCACUACUGCUUCUGUUGCUUGGCCUUGCUGUGACCUACACUGCUGCUGCUGGACCAGGCAGCUGCAUGGGUCGCUGUGGGGAGGUUUUCAGCAGAGGCCAGCGGUGUACCUGUGACUUCAGCUGCCUGCAACAUAACGAGUGCUGCCUCGACUUCCAGGCUACUUGCACCGCUGCUCAGUCCUGUCAGGGCCGCUGUGGUGAGGCGUUCAGGCGCGGUCGGCUGUGCGAGUGCGAUCCACAGUGCAUCCAGUACAACACCUGUUGUCCUAACUACCAGCAACAGUGCGAUGCCAGUAGGUCAGUUUCCCACACCAGGAUUGUCCAGCCUGUGAGGCCUGCAGCUUCAGCAAAUCUGGGAUCAGAGAGCAGCUGGAGGUCCAACAGUGCAAGCGAGGAAUGGUACACAGGUGUGAGGAACAUCCCAGUCGGUCUCCUGCCGAUGUCCAUGCCGGUCUCUCACAGCGGAGCUCCGGUUUCACCAGCACGUGGCUUCUCUCUGCCCAGCCACAGUGCUCUGUCUCUGGGCAGCAGUGCUCCCGUCAGUCCCUCUGAUCCUGGAGCAGUUGAUGGUCCCAGUGGCCCGGCAGUCACAGAGCCCAGACCCAGCACCCUGCAGGACGUGGCCCAGGCCUUGGGUCUGGUGGAAGGAGGCUCUGAGGGACCAGGGACAGGUCUCCUUGCUGAUGCCAACCUGUGCAGUGAUUCUCCCAUCAAUGGACUGACAGCUCUCAGCAAUGGGACCAUUCUGAUAUUUAAAGGUGAUCUGUUCUGGACAGUGGACGCUGUGAGUCGCUCAGUGGGUCAUCCACAGAGCAUCACGGACACCCUGGGCGUCCCCUCCCCCAUCGACACCGUCUUCACACGCUGCAACUGCCGCGCACACACCUACAUCAUCAAGGGAGAACAGUACUGGCGUCUAGACGGGAACAUGGUGAUGGAGCCGGGCUACCCCAAACCUCUGGUCUCUGAGUUCCCAGGUCUGACAGGAAGCAUCAGCGCUGCACUGGCAGUAGCAGCCAGCAGCAGCACAGCAGAGACUGUGUACUUCUUUAAGAGGGGAGACAUCAUGCAGAGGUUCACCUUCCUACCAGGCAGCACUCCCUCCUGCAGCAAGACACAAAGGGGCUCCUCGAGGAGACGCGCCGCUCGCCAGGCUGUUCUUCUCAGUGGAGAGAUCAACGUCAAAGUGUCUCUGAUGGGAUUCCCCACCCCGGUCACCUCGGCCCUGUCCAUGCCCAGUCCUCAGAGGAGAGACCCGUACGAGCACUACGUCUUCUCUGGACCUUUCUUCUUCAGUGUCCAGAUUUCAGGUGACCUGCCAGCACUGACCAAACCUCACCCGUCUGCAGCCCUCGUGCCCAUCCUCAGCCCCGUCACCGUGGUAACCAGCGUGGCCGCUCAAAAUGCCAACGCUCCCCUGCCGGCCAACUCCAUCAGAGUCUGGCUACGCUGUCCCUAGAAGACAAGAGCUUCUGGUGUUUUCUGUCUCAGCACGACAAAUUCUACUCAGGAAAUAUGUCUACUGAGCAAUAAGCAACAACUUACUAUUUUUCUUUGUUCCAAAAAUUUACUUCCAUGAAUUUAUAACUAUGUCAACACAAAUUUAGACACAUAAGAGAUAACUUCUGCUAGAGUAAAAGCGUUUCACUUCCCAUGGCUGUGUAGUGGGUAGAAUUUAUUCAUUUGGAAGAUUUUCAAAAAUAAUGAACAAUAAUAUAAAACCUAACUAAGAUAUGGCUGUAAUGCCACAUCCUUGCACUGCUAAUUGAAAAGCCCUGGCUGUUUGUCCUCUCGGUCCACUCAGACUCACUGGACUAAUUAUACAAAGCACGCAUAUUCGCUGAUACUCAUCAUUCAACUUUAUUGAUAAAACAAGUGUAUCAACAGCACAAAAGUGGAGCAAUACGAAGUUACCAACAAAAUGACAACGCUCUCAUAGAUGAAUGAUAAACAAAAAAUGACAAAACUAAAAACUCUCACAAACAAUGUGUCCAUAGAACAUGUCAGAGAAAGUAACACACACACGUGUAAUAUCAGGGUUAUUGAUUUUUGAUUGACUAUCUCAAAAUUCAACAACAAAAAUAAAAUAACGUGGGAACAUAAGCAUCGUCUUUUCAUUCGGCCGAGUUGAUACUGGUGACAUCAUCAUCAGGCGAAGCUCCCUCUGCCCAUGGCUCCUCCCCUUCCUCCCCGAAAGAA